Galdieria sulphuraria is the source of this 801-nucleotide messenger RNA. Its product is annotated as exosome complex component RRP4. Gene Ontology annotation, molecular function: RNA binding. The transcript has 2 exons. Gene Ontology annotation, biological process: poly(A)-dependent snoRNA 3'-end processing; TRAMP-dependent tRNA surveillance pathway; CUT catabolic process. Gene Ontology annotation, cellular component: cytoplasmic exosome (RNase complex); nuclear exosome (RNase complex). Bases 38 to 772 code for a protein of 244 amino acids. NCBI's taxonomy places the organism in Eukaryota, Rhodophyta, Bangiophyceae, Galdieriales, Galdieriaceae. The record is from RefSeq and is a predicted model, not a curated record.
AUAUUAGCAUUUUUUUUCAGAAAACAAUUGGAUGAAAAUGAUAGUGGAGUCCAACGACGUAUUUGUUUUUCCUGGAGAUAAACUCUUCAAGUUGGAGAACGGUGACAACAUCAGAAUAGGUCAAGGGGUUGUGAAAAGGGGAGAUGGUUUAGUAGCGUUGAAACCUGGAUAUUUGCACAAGGAUGGGAACAAAAUUUGGAUUGAAACAGCGCAAAAGCGAUAUAUACCUACUGUUGGAGACCUGGUUAUAGGUAUCAUCGUCGAUCGUUCAUCGGAUUUCUAUCAGGUUGACGUUGGUGGGUUUUCAACUGCGCUCUUGCCAAUCCUGGCUUUUGAGGGAGCUACCAAGCGUAACAGGCCACAUUUAUCAGCUGGUUCUGCAGUUUAUGCUCGAGUUGUUUCAGCUGAUAGAGAUUCGGAACCUCAGUUAUCCUGUUUGUUGCCCGGAACGCAGCACAGUUGGGUGACAGGAGAAACCAUUUUUGGAGAAUUAAGCCAAGGGAAUCUUAUUCACUGUUCCAUCAGUCUUUGUAGAAAUAUUUUAUUGGGAAGAAAUUCUGUAUUUACUGAGUUGGGAAAAUAUAUCCCUUUUGAACAGGCAACCGGAAUGAAUGGACGUAUAUGGGUUCGUUCUCAGUCAGCUGGUCACAUUGUAUUGCUCUCUAAUCUCAUCAUUUGUUCAGAAAAUAUGACAAAUGAUCAGUUGAGUGCAAUGAUAAAAAGUUUGGUUUCAAAAAUAUCGACACAAACAUCAACGACGACAAGUGUAUAGUCGUUUAAAUAGCCGAACUUGAACCAUAU